Messenger RNA from Prunus armeniaca (apricot), 333 nucleotides. NCBI's taxonomy places the organism in Eukaryota, Viridiplantae, Streptophyta, Magnoliopsida, Rosales, Rosaceae. The record is from the annotation of a GenBank genome assembly.
AUGAUGCCCAGAUGCUCUGUUCAAUCGAAUGAUGUUCAGCUCUUCCAGAGCUUAACUGGGCUUCAACAGCUUGCCGAAACCCACCGUUUCAAGGCCUGGUUCUUAGAUCAGUUUGGAGUCCUCCAUGACGGGAAGCAGCCUUAUCCUGGUGCAAUCACAACAAUAAAAAACCUAGCAAGUAGUGGUGCAAAAAUGGUAAUUAUAAGUAAUUCCUCAAGACGCUCGUCUACAACCAUGGAGAAAUUGAGAAGCCUUGGGUUUGAUCCUUCUCUAUUUGUCGGAGCCAUCACGAGUGGAGAAUUAACACAUCAGAACUUGCAAAGGCCAGACUAG